CGCUAGGGUAAGAGGGCGUGGUCUCGUAUCCAGGCAGUGAUGUCAGCGGGAGCUGUUCAAAGUGGUUGUGGUGCUGAAGAGACAACUCUGCUCGGCGCUCGGUCAGACCGCCAGCGGCUCGCGGCUCGGCUCGGUCGGUAGCUGCUUCCGGGGCCGCCUGAUGGACGGUUUUAUUCACCGGGGGACACGGAAGGAGCUUGUGCCCAGGCCCAGAGGAAAUCGGGAUGUUUAAUGGAUGCCCCCUCCGGAGGUCGCUGCCAUCAUAGAUCCGGCAUCAAGCAAGCGGCUUUCAUUAUGCCAUUCCAGCUGCAGACGGAAAUCUCCCAAACCAUUGGAACAGAUCUGUGCUGUGGGUGUGGGCAGAGAGCGUGAGGUGAGGAGAAAGUGUCCGAGGGAAAUAAGAGAACAGAAAAGAAGGAGAGAGAUGGUCCUUCACAUCUCCCCUUACUCCAGUGCCUGUCUGCACUUCCUGGAUGGCUUGUCGUGGAGCCUGGUGUUUCCCUGCUACUGGCUCCUGGACCGCCUCCUGGCCUCCUGCGUGGCCACCUCCCUGGAGAAGCGCCAGCGCUCCCAGGAUCCGUGCUCCUUCCUCACCCUGUGUGUCCUGAUUUCUGCUCCCCUUUAUCUGCUGCUCCUCCUCGCCUCUCUCCCCUUUGCCCUGCUGGGGUUCUUCAUCUGGGCUCCUCUGCAGGCGGUCCGUCAGCCAUACCUGUACACAUACCGCAGACCGGACAAGAACCAGGCAGAACAGGGUCAGGCUGGCGGCGCUGGGAUUGGAGAAUGGAGGCCACAAGGCAGAAGCUUCUGUUUCUGCAGUGCCAACGUCUGCCUCCUGCCAGACUCCCUGGCCAGGUUCAACAACUUAUCCGACACCCACAGGAGAGCGCGAGAGGUGGGGAAGAGGAUCCGUAACGGAGCCAGUCGGCCCCAGAUCAAAAUCUACAUUGAUUCACCUACCAACACGUCCAUCAGUGCGGCAUCCUUCAGCAGUCUGGCCACAGGUUUCCGCCGCACCUCCUCACUGGACCAGCGUCCAGAACAAACACACACUACCAAUGGCCCAGCUGAAACGGAAAUAGAACCAGUCACCGAGUGCCCAGUUCAUCCCUCAGGUGCCACCGACUGCCCUGUUCACCCCCCUGCUGGAGAGCAGGGCUGCGCCGACUGCCCUGUUCACCACGAUGACACCGCAGCGGACUGCCCCCUGCACCCACCAGGGACUAACAGCAGCUCGGACUGCCCAGUUCACGCCUCGGGUGAGGCUGCAGACUGCCCCAUGCAUUCCAAGGGAGGUGGCCAUCAUGAGUGCCCUACGCAUGGGGAAGGGAUUCAGCCCAAACCCUCAACAGACUGCCCGCUUCACACCUCAGGGGUUCAAAUCAGCAUCAGUGCUCCAGAACCAGAGCCCCGGGAGGAAGAGGCGGAGACCGGGAAUCAUCGAGAGCCGGCUGGAGGAGACACUGGCAGCAUGACGGCGUCUCGGGAGUCCCUCACUCGUUACCACGGAGGCGACAACGCCGUUGGGAUAUCCUCCAAUAACACUCUCUCUCAUGUUCCGCGCACUUCCAUCUUCAAGCGUCCUGGACGGAAGCGUCGCCAUGGAGACGAGACAUUCGACCACGAGAUCUCUGCCUUUUUCCCUGCCAACUUGGAUUUUCUGGCUCUGCAGGAAGUAUUCGACCACGGUUCAACGUCGAGACUGCGACGGCAGCUGCACCGCUACUUCCCCUACGUGCUGAGCGACGUUGGGCGGUACGGCUGGAAAGGCUGCUGCUCCAGGUUCAAAUUCUUGAACAGCGGCCUGAUGUUGGCUAGCCGCUACCCAAUCCUGGACGCACGAUUUGAGUGCUACCCCAACGGGAGAGGAGAGGAUGCACUGGCAGCCAAGGGGGCGCUGUUUGCUAAGGUCCACAUAGGCACCUCCCAUCAGGAGCAACGAGUGGUGGGAUACCUCACGUGCACGCACCUCCACGCCAUAGAAGGUGACGCGUCAGUCCGCUGUGAGCAGCUGGACCUCUUGCUCCAGUGGGGCGCUGAGUUUCGUCAGUCCUCGUCCCAGUCACCUGAAGGAGAGAAGGUGCUGGAAGACCUGGUGGCCUUCGAUGUCGUCCUGGGGGACCUGAACUUUGACAACUGUUCCUCAGAAGACAAGCUGGAGCAGCAGCACACACUUUUUACUCAGUACAAGGACCCAUGUCGCCUGGGGCCAGGGGAGGACAAACCGUGGGCUCUGGGCACUCUGCUGGAUCCCAGUGGCCUUUAUGACGACGACGUCAGCUCACCUGAAAGUUUACAAAAAGUGAUGGAGAACGAGGAGGGGAGGAAGGAGUACCUGGUGUUUCCUCCCAGUAAGAACCAGUGUCCUGCCAGCGGUCAGAAGGGGAGAAAAAUCCCGCUGAAGGGAAACGGACGCCGGAUCGAUUACAUCCUGUACAGCGACGAGGGCCUUCAGCAGGACUGGAAACUGGACAUCGAGGAGUUCAGCUUUGUGACCCAGUUGGCCGGCCUCACCGAUCACCUGUCUGUAGCCAUGAGACUGGCCGUUUCCACCGGAGAAGAGGAGCCCUAGCUCGACCACCCGAGCUCUCGCUCUUUAAUACUGCCAUGGAGGAGGGAGGCUGGAGGAAAUAAAGACACUUUAACUGAGUUUACAGAUACCGGAGCGGCGCGGCGUUGGACGGGAGAGUCAGCGAGUAGGUGGAUGAGUCAGAGGCGCUCGGGGGAGAGAAGAAAGAGGAACGGAGAGAAACUCUGACGGGGAGAGAGAUGAGGUGGGGAACUUAGAUCAGGAAGUCGGAGAGAGAUCUUCUUGGGUGAUUGGCUCGUGAGCUUCAGCAGGCGUCUGAGACUGUUCACUAACCUCGCUGAACUGAAUCCAGAUGGGUUUGAUUUGAGUGUUUCUUGUAGCCAGUACACACACUCCUUUCCUCGGAUCUCUUGAGUCGUAGUUUAAGGACAAUUUUCUUUUCUUUUUAAAGCCUCUACCUUCAGGGACACUUGGAUGACCACUAAUGUGUGUAAAAGGAAAGCGUGCAGCUGCUGACCGGCCUUUACACCGACCGUCUGCGUCCUCGUGUCGUGCUCCUCCCCGCCGGUCAGCCGCUCGCCCUGCUGCCCUCACGCCAUUCCCAGGAACCUCAACAAGUGUCUUUCUUUUCUUAAAAAAAACAAAAUGUCUUUCUAGAAAACAACAAAGGCUAUUUCUAUCGCCGACACUUUUUAUAGGAGCUUUAAAGGCCUGUUUAAUAUGAAAUGUGACGUUUGUAAGGCGAGAUUGUUCGGAAGCGGAUGUGAAGUCGGAGGAGGAAGCUGCUCGUUUGAUGCUUACAGCAUGUUUGUCAGCCAUGACUGGUAAAAAAAAAAAGAACUUUAUUUUCUAAAGCUUUGCUGAUGCAUGAUGGGAAAUGGUUUACAGCAGCUUGAAUCACGCCGUCUUGAGUCUGGGCGCCUCGUCCCUGAAGCGCGCGCUUGUGUUUGGCGUUGGUGCAUGUGUGACACAUGAAUAGGUACGCACCGAAACGUGACGAUUUAGAUGACACGAGCACACAAGCACGUUUUGUAAAACAGGAUUUUUUAGGUUUGUUGACUUGCAGAAGCAGUAACGUCCAGUUUCAGGGGUCCAAACAUGUUAUUGGGCAGGACUGUAAACGCCUGCGUGCUGCACAACCCGACCCGUGUGGUUCCGCAGAUCCACUCAGCCAGCAGUCAGGUCCAAAACUUUACCAACAAGUUUAAAGCAUGUUCAGAAACCUCUGUGGAGCUGGUUAAUCUGCCCGGAGGCCAUGAGGAACUAGCAGGAUUAACCUGUUAGCAUCACAUCCUGCACAUUUCCCGCUCCAUCACCCGCAUCGCAGACCAAACAAAAUGAUGCUCACUUGUGAAGUUUUGUGAUUCUUUAGCUGUAAAGCUGAAGCAUUUUCUGCUUUAUUUUGAAUAGAAUGUUUGAAACUGAAUCUGUUGACCUUAAAAACGUUGCAGGAGUCUCAGAAAAUGCUUUGAGGUCACUAAAUAUCAAACAUCACGGAGGUGGGGUUUACCCUCCGGCUGUUUUAUCAUUAAAGCUGAGAAACAGGAGCUGGGAUUGUGUGCAAACACCGCGACUAUCCAUGUGGUUCCUGUAGAAGGUACUGGUUCUGGUUCUGUUGGUGUGCAGCGAUAAUGUCCAACUGGCUUCAGAACCAUUUAAAUCCUUUAUGACAUUCAUUUACCUCAUUUGAACAACGCUGUGGUGUUUCUUCUAUCUGCGGCUUCAUGUUUUAAUAUCAGCCGUUAACUGGGUUUCAUGCAUCCUUUGUUGGGGGAUUUUCAAAAUAAAAGAUGUAAAGUUUUGUUUCCAGGCCCAGGAUUAAAUAACUCUUCCAGCAGAAUUUAGCGUUUUAAUUUCUUGUGUGAAUCAAAACUAUAAACUCGGCUCUAAAGCAGUAUUUAGACGUUUAAACUUCUCAGCUCUGAUCACAGUGUUACCAGGUGUCUGCACCUGGCUCCUGAUUCAGAAAUGACAUGGUGAACUAUGUUUACAGCGUAUUUAUUAAUACUCUGCCCGAUUCCUGAGGACUUUUUUAACACAACCUGUGUGUGUCGGAGCAGCUCGUGUCAUUUUCGGCAGGCGUGUGGGAUCAGGUGCGGCGAGUUCUCAGCUGUUUUUUUACAGGCAGUCCUCACAGGUCACCUGUAGGACUCUUCACAUUGUAAAAAUUAAGACUGAUAUUAUAAAGGUGUGUGUUUGUUCUUCAGCGUGUCUGUUUUUAUACUUUAUGAUUCACCACUUGUGUGUUUUAGAAAUUAGAUCAAAAUUUAAGAGUUUUUAAUCAAAAGUUGAGGAAGAACCUCAGAGGUUCUGCUCCGAUCCUUGGAACCGCAUCUGCAGGUGAAAGUAAACAUCGGGUAUCAUUUUUAGGACUUUGAUUUGUACUUUUUCAGCCGUUUUAUUUGUUACAAAACAAACUGAAUAUGUUCAUAUGAAAUGUGUUUUGCUGUUUUUUUAUCUGACUUUCUUCAUGAUGGUUUUUUUUUUUCAAUUUUGGCCUUUUGGUUUGGAAAAAGUGGUCUCGAUCAAUAUUUCUCCAGACUUUCUGAGCGAUUUUCAUUGUUUUUUCAUAAGGGUGUUUUUGUUUUUGUUGUUUGCUGAAACACUGAACUCCCACCUAAACUCCUAAAUGAGCCGCAUGCGUCUCGACGAACCAGGCAACUAGACAUGAAACCAGAUUUAAAGAGCAAGUCACCCCCUACCAGAGUUUCACUCAACUCCCACUUCCUGUUUGAAAAAUGCAACAAAUGUUGUUGCCUAGCAGACCAAGAGGGCGGAGCCGCUAACAAGUACACACACACACACAACGACAUUGUGACAUCAUAUGGUACCAGCUAACGUUCUAGGGUACCUCUUAGCCAAUAGCAAUGGCAGAUUUAAAUUCAAAUGCAGUGCAGAGUUUUUACCUGACAACGGCACAACACUGACAGUUUUAGGCAGAAAAUUAACAUUUGAACUAAAAUGCACUAAAGUGCAAAACUGUUGACUACACGUGUCUGCAGCACGAUUAGACACACAUUUAUAUAGUUAUCAGAACACAAGUUAUUUGGGGGUGACUUGCUCUUUAAUGAAUAUCUUAAUGACCAGAAUCGUAGUUUAUGGGAAAUAUGGUAAUUAUCUACACACUCACUACAGAAAUCAUCUUCCCGAAUGCCACCGACUGUAAUAUUUGGGUUAAAGUGCAUCAUAAACCGUUACGCCAAGCUCCUCACAGGUAGGAGGAGUAAAUAAAAUCGAUAUGAAGAUAGAAAUAAAAGUUGCAAAUGAAUCAGUGUUGCCAACCGUGUAAAAUUCAAAGUAUUAAAUGAAAAGACAGACGAUGUUGCCAAAGAAGUUGUCACACUCAAAUGUUUUCCUGCUGUUUGUCACUUUGGUGAAAUGCUAUUAAAGCUAAUAACUGAUGCUUCA
This is a messenger RNA of Nothobranchius furzeri (turquoise killifish), 5935 nucleotides long. It is a transcript of the gene smpd3, whose product is annotated as sphingomyelin phosphodiesterase 3. NCBI's taxonomy places the organism in Eukaryota, Metazoa, Chordata, Actinopteri, Cyprinodontiformes, Nothobranchiidae. Gene Ontology annotation, molecular function: sphingomyelin phosphodiesterase activity. The record is from RefSeq and is a predicted model, not a curated record. Gene Ontology annotation, biological process: sphingomyelin metabolic process. Gene Ontology annotation, cellular component: cytoplasm; extracellular region.